GACCUGCGCUUGCUGCUUUGAGCGUGCGCUUGCUGCCUCCACCGCGCCUGGGCCCUGAGAUGUGCGGCCGCCGGGUCCGUGCCAGCUGCAGACAUCUGUGGAGAUUACGAAUACUAUGGAACUCAUCAAAAUAUAUCACUGAAGGAUAUGAUGGCUGAAAACAAUUUAAAAAUGCUAAAGAUUGAACAGUGUGUAGUAGCCAACAAACUACCCAGAAACAGGCCAUAUAUUUGCAAUAUUUGCCUCAAGCACUUUGAAACGCCAUCAAAAUUAGCUAGGCAUUACCUCAUUCAUACUGGUCAGAAGCCAUUUGAAUGUGAUGUGUGUCAUAAAACCUUUAGACAACUAGUUCAUCUGGAGAGACAUCAACUAACUCAUAAUCUGCCUUUCAAAUGUACGAUUUGUCAACGCCACUUUAAAAAUCUGAAGACGUUUGUGAAGCACCAACACCUUCACAAUGAAACCUACCAGAAUGAUGUUAAACAGGUCAGAAGACUGUUGGAGGCCAAGCAAGAAAAGCCAGUCUAUGGAAUGUAUCAUACUUUUACUGCAGAGGAGAGACGGGCAUUACACCCGUGUACUAAGUCUGAUCCUACCUACAGCCCUACAAAGAAAAAGAAUAUUCACGCAUGUACAAUCUGUGGCAAGAUGUUUCCGUCACAAUCAAAACUCAAUAGGCAUGCACUUAUUCAUACUGGUCAGAGGCCUUUUAAAUGUGUCCUGUGCAGUAAAUCUUUCCGUCAGUCAACUCAUUUAAAAAUCCACCAACUCACACAUUCAGAAGAAAGACCUUUUCAAUGUUGUUUCUGUCAAAAAGGAUUUAAGAUUCAAAGCAAACUUCUGAAGCAUAAACAAAUCCAUACCAGGAAUAAGACUUUUCAGACUCUUUCAUUAAAGGUGAAGAGUCCGGAGUCGUGCCCCUUGCCUAAUAAAUUAAAUGCAAAGCAGGAUGGUUUUGAAAAUGGUGAUAUAGGUGAAUUUGAUGAGAAUAAUCAACUUGAUGUCCACUCUAUUUAUAUUGUUCCUUUUCAGUGUCCAGAGUGUGAAGAGUGUUUUGAAUCCGAACAGAUUCUCAAUGGACACAAGUGUUUUCCUGCCAGAAGUGUCAAAAUUCCAAGCCGUUUCAAAAGAAGCCUCAACUAUAAAACUAUUGUUAAAAAAAUCUUGGCCAAACUUAAACGUGUCGGGAGUAAGAAAUUAGAUAAUUUUAAAUCUGAGAAAAAAGUAUUUAAAAACGGUUUCUUAAAAAAUUGUGAUCUUAUUCCUGGUGAGCAGAGCCCUGAACAAACCAAGAGAACAUUUAUGGGUUCUCUUGGCAAACAUGGAACAUAUAAGACAGUUGGCAAUAAAACGAAAAGAACAUUGACUCUGCCGUCUUCUUGGCAAAAGCACUUCCAGAGCCAGAAUAUGGGGAAAAACUUGAAAGGCAUCCUUACGACAGAAAACAUGUUAACUGUGGAUAAUUCAAUGAAUAAUAAAGACAUAUCUAUCUGUGGUUCAUCAGGUGAGGAAUUCUUUGAUAACUGUGAAGUGCUUCAGUGUGGUUUUUCAGUUCCAACGGAAAACAUGCAUGUUGGACAUAAGAUGUGUCCUUGUGACAAAUGCGAGAAAGUAUUUCCUUCUAUAUCUAAACUACAAAGACACUAUUUAAUUCAUACUGGACAGAGGCCUUUUGGCUGUAAUGUUUGUGGGAAAUCUUUUAGACAGUCAGCUCACUUAAAAAGACAUAAAUUAACUCAUAUGGAAAAGAUGCCUUAUAGAAGAUCUCUCUGCCAAGUAGAAUUUGACAAUUUGAGCAAACUUUUCAUUCAUCCAGGCGAUAAUGUUAACUAUAAGACUUCCCAACAAUGCCAGACUCUUGGUUUUCAAAAAUGUGAGGUCCCAGAUUCAGAUCAAAUAUCAGAAAUAAAAGUUAAGGCCGAAUCGGAGGAUUUCAUUGUCGGCACCCACGAUAGGAGCAGGCAGCCCUCUCUCGCUAAUGCACUCCUGGAAUCAGAACAGAGCCAUCAUAGUCAUUGUUGUAGUUAUUCAGGACAUACUGAGAAGAAUGAUGGCCUUCUUUACCAAUGCAGUGUUUGUUCUAAAAGUUUUAGAUCCCCAUCUAAACUGGAGAGACACUAUCUAAUUCAUGCAGGGCAGAAGCCAUUCGAGUGCUCAGUUUGUGGCAAAACAUUCAGACAGGCCCCUCACUGGAAGAGACAUCAACUUACUCACUUUAAGGAACGACCACAAGAAAAAGUGGUUGUCUUAAAUUCGGUUAUGUAACUGACAGAGCCACUAACAUUUGUGGUCUCUCUGGUGAUCUUGUUCUUAAAGCCUGUGCAUUUAAAAUGGGUUUUCAUCAAAAGGCCUGCAUUAGGUUGAAUGAUUUUUAUAGGCAGUUGCUUGUCCUGCACAGUAAGAUAGGAUACAUAGAAAAUUAAGACAAUGUUUUAGGAACAGCCGUAUUUUUAGAGGGAAGAACAUGAUUUGAUGCUAUAAAGUAAGCAUCUAUUUUAUUGUAAUAUAUACUUUGGCUUUAUUGGAAUCCAUUUGUUGUAAAUCCAUGAUGCGGUACAAACAUUAAUUUUUUAAAGGAAUUAUUCCUUAAGACAUGUCAUCUUUUAGAAAUAGUCAAAAACUGAGAGGCAAAAAGUGGAUUUUGGCUGCAGCAAAUAGCUCCAUGAUGUUUCAUUUAUUUUACAUUUCAUGUGAAAGUACAAUUUUGUUCACCUAUGGCUCAAAUUCCAUUGCAAAGUUUUUUCCUAUAAGUUUAAAAAACAUAAAGACAAUAAAAGUGAAAAUGGAUGAGAAAAUCAGCAUUAUUUUCACUGGUAUUUUCUGCUACUUAUUCUUAGGAUUCUGUGGUAGCUUCACCUCCUUUUUCACAGGUGAUUACCUUCACUUUCUGCCCAACCUGCUGUUGUCUUUCCCAAAGUAAUGUAAAAGUAGCAGGGAGGCUAGGAUACACUUCACACAUUUACAUAUUUGUUUAUCAGGAAUAUUGUCCAAGUGCCAUAAUCUUUUUGAUGAUAUGUAUGCAGUGUUAUCUUUUCAGAGCAAUAAAUGUAAUUCAUCUAUUUAAUUUUUACAUUUACUUCAGGAAAACUUCCUUUUAAUGCCUCUAUUUUUUUUCUUCUUAUUUCUUUCAUUUAAUGCUUCUUUAACUGAGUGGUCCUAUGACUUAACUAAAUAUCCUGUUAAGUCUGAUCAAAAUGCAAUGACUAGGUCUGGUUAUAGUUUUUAUUCCUCUAUUUUUUUUUUUUUACAAUAUUCUAAUGUGAAAGAAUGUUAUUGUGAUCUUUAGUAAAUUGUUAUUUUAAUUAGUAAAGCAAUUAUUCCUGUAUAGGAAUAAGAUGCCUAUAGAAUUGAAGGUGUCGUUCUAAACAAUACUGUCAUGAUUUGGGUAAUAUUUCAUCUUAAAUUAUAAAGACUUCUAAUCACAAUUGCCCUUCAUAGUUGCCAUUUUUAAUAACAUUUUUAAGAAUAGCAUUUUCUAGCAAAAAACAAACAAAAAAACCAUUACCUAUUUAAGGUGAAAAGUCCAGAUGGGUAUUGUAGCUCACUUAUUCAGUGACAAACCCUCUACUGAGAAUGGAUAGAUGAACAAUUGUAAGUUUUGCAUCUACUCAAUGAACUGUGUGAAAAGGGAGGGGUUGAUCUGCUUACGUGUUUUACAGAUGAAUUUUGAGAAACCUGGGUUUCAUUUACCGAGAUGAAACAACAGUACAGAUAAAAUCCCCAGUGAUGUACAAAUGUGUAGGAGAAUUAUGUUUUAAAGAAUAAAUUCUCUUAGGUUUCCUUGACAUAAGUUCCCACAGUGCAAGCAAGAUGGCUUAUAGAAUUUGCUUUAGGCAAACUUCUCAAGAACACAUCUAUUACAUUAAAGCAAGUAAUAACAAGUUCAUAUUUUCUAAGAAUAAAGGUUCAAGGGUGCCCCCCCCCAAUAUGUCUGAAAUUAUGUAUUAGGGGAUUUUCCUAAGCUACUGAUACAAUUUUAUUUGAAGUAAAUGUCUCAUGUACUCCUUUCCCAGUCCAAACAGGGAAAGUUCUUAACCGUGUUGUGCUUGUAGGAUUAUUAGACUUUAUUUGCCUCAGUGAUACUAUACUUCUUUUGGCCCAUGCCUUUUUAAACUGUUUCAUAUUGAAAGUUGGAAUAUUGUAAAAAUUUUGUCAAAGAUGUACUGUAGUGCUAUUUGAAGUACCUGUAACAAAAUACUGACCUUUCCUAUCACUAUAAGCUUCUUGUGGAAACUAUAGGAGUGAAAAUAAACUGUAUACAUCUAUGAUAAGAUUAAACAUUAGAGAGUAAAUAAUUUGCUGCAUGCCAGAAUGGUUAGUGUUAUUGAAUCAAUUACUUUGGUUUUCUGAAAAAAUAAACCUUAAAGAGAACUAGAAGAAAUUUUUCUUUGGGUGAUUCCAGUCUGUAACAUGAUCAUUUACAGAAGUAAUUUGAUUGCCUUAGUGGAAUUGUUUCUUGUUUUCUAUUGCACUAGGUUCUAUAAUUUUAGGACGAAAAGUGUAUUUACUGAAGAAAAGUAGGUGGUGGU
Molecule: messenger RNA, 4529 nt
Organism: Molossus molossus (Pallas's mastiff bat)
Lineage: Eukaryota; Metazoa; Chordata; Mammalia; Chiroptera; Molossidae
Gene: ZNF770
Product: zinc finger protein 770
Exons: 2
Coding region: 148-2265 (705 amino acids)
Source: RefSeq, a predicted model, not a curated record